Molecule: messenger RNA, 1410 nt
Organism: Candida albicans SC5314
Lineage: Eukaryota; Fungi; Ascomycota; Pichiomycetes; Serinales; Debaryomycetaceae
Exons: 1
Coding region: 1-1410 (469 amino acids)
Biological process (GO): cardiolipin acyl-chain remodeling
Cellular component (GO): mitochondrial inner membrane
Molecular function (GO): A2-type glycerophospholipase activity
Source: RefSeq, a predicted model, not a curated record
AUGUAUGAAUCUAAUGAUGAAGAAUCAGAUCAAAUAAAACAAGAUCGAUUAAGAAAUCGACAAAUUGAAUAUGAAUUAUUUCGGACAAUACUACCUUCAGAUAUAUAUAUUUACCCCCCAUCUCAAGAUUAUGAGAAUGAACUCAAUAAUAAUGACCACGUAAAUAAAGAAUAUUUAAUAACUGGUAGACUAAUAGAUGUGAAAUUAGACGAUGGAAAUUUUAUUCAUGAAUUUUAUCUUGAAAAUAAUAAUGAAUCUACAUUUGGUAAUCAACAACAACAACAACAUAUAGUAAUUAUUCAUGGAUAUAUGGCAGCUAUGGGAUAUUUUAUUAAAAAUGUUGAAGAUGUAAUAAAGAUUCCUGGGGUAAGAUUACAUUUAAUUGAUUUACCAGGAUUUGGGAAUUCUAGUCGACCUAAAUUCCCUAAAGAAUUCAUAUUGGAACCUAAUUCAUUAUCAGCCAAAAUUAAUCAAAUUUUACAAAUUGAAAAUUGGUUUAUUGAUAAAAUUGAAAAUUGGAGAAUUAAAAGUAAUAUUAAUCAAUUUAAAUUGAUUGGUCAUUCAAUGGGUGCAUAUUUAUCUUGUUGUUAUUUAAUGAAAUAUAAUUUGAGUACUUCUGGAAAUGAAAAUGAAAAAUUGGUAUCGGAUGUGAUUUUAGUUAGUCCAAUGGGGACAGAAUCUAAUGAAUUUAGUUUAAUUAAUGAUAAACGAUUUCAAUUCAAUUUACAUAAUAAAAUUGAUCCAUUUCAAGAAUUACAUUUUGAGAAUGAAAACGAAAAUGAAAAUGAAAACGAAAAUGAAAACCAAUUAGUUCCUAAUGAUGAUGAUGAUGAUGAUGAUAUAAUUAUAAAUGAAGAAAUCACGAAAAUUUGGUCUAAAUUGGGUAAACCCAAAUUUCCUAAAAAUUGGUUAUUAAAAAAACUUUGGUCAAGUAAUAAAUCACCAUUUGAAUUUUUACAAAAUUUUGGACCAUUUUAUUCGAAAAUUUUAUCAUAUUGGUCAUUUCAAAGAUUUAAAAAUUUCGAAAAUAAUCAAAAUACAAUUGAUUUAAUAUUAAAAUUACAUAAUUAUUCUUAUUCAAUUUUUAAUCAAUUUCAAGGAUCAGGAGAAAUUGCUAUAACAAAAUUAAUUACCCCGGAAAUAUUAGCUAAAUUACCUCUUGCCGAUCGAGGAUUAAUUGAUUUUUUAGUAGAAAAUAAUAUUAAUAAUAUGUGGAUUUAUGGUGAUAAUGAUUGGAUGAAUAAAAAUGGAGGUGAAUAUAUUUAUCAACAAAUUAAAACUAAAAAUGAAAAAAUUACUCAAUUUAAAGUGGUUGAAAAAGCCGGUCAUCAUAUAUAUUUAGAUAAUCCUCAAACUUUUAAUCAAAUAGUUAUUGAUUUCCUAAAACUUAACCAGUUAGAUUUCUUAUAA